CACCACCACCACCAAGUGUGUUUCCACCAAGUGGUACAUACCGGGUACCACCAAACUCAGUCUUUGAAAUUAUCUACGGCACUAUGGAGAAUGGGGAACCAAGUAUUAUAUACAACGGGACGGAAAUCACGGACAGCAAUGAUGAAGCGUAUCGCCUGUUGAAAAACGAGAGCCUAGAUUGCACCAGGAGUCUGGUCCACUUGAGCAUCCUAAUCUUGGAUGAUACCGAUGUGACGUUCACAGAAUCCAAUUUGAAUUACUCGAUCGAACCCUAUGAUACUUACACGGAUAAUGAAGCUUAUCAAAGAUGUGAAGAAUGGGAAGAUGCCAACGAAGUUCAUUUAUCCUUAAAUGAGGAAUAUGCCUGCAAGAAUGCCUCAUCUGGGGCAGUUGGUUCCUUUAGUUCGAACAUUUUGUCGAAAAAGAAACUAGUCCAGAAUUAUGAAACCUGUGCAUACAACGACUGUACAUACAAGGCCUGUACAGACAGCAAUAAUUACAUCUAUGGAUGCAGUCCCUAAAAAGUCUGGUUCAAAUAUGACAUGGUAAAUCGCAGCAUUUUUUCGUUUUUAUUUUUAUAAAGCCUGGGUAAUAAUAUGAUUGUAGGGCCUUCAGGGAGAACGGUAAUAUUGAUGAGGCUAACUUGAGUAAACAAGACAUAUUAUUGUUACAUGAUUUUUAUCAUUAUUUUGUUAACGUUUAUGUUUAUUUUAUUUCCAGGAACUUUAACGAGUAUACAAAUAUUAAACAUAGAAUUCAAGAAAACAAAGAACAAUCAUUAAUACAAUAACAAAGAAAUGAAACCAUCAACUAAUGCCCAUGGAUUACUAAAUGGAAAUUUAAUUUCUGAAUCCUUGUUGGCUUAUGGUAUGAUGUACAUAUAAUACGCAUUACAUUUAUGUAUUUUAUAACACAUACCUCAGUGAAUACGCUUAGGACCUCCAAUGUACAUGGUUGAGGUUGCCUUUUAUUGUUUUGUUUGAAUUUUUUUAAACGCUGUGGUCUGUCGUUUCAUAUGUAUCUGAACGAGCCUCAAGGAAUCAUAGGAUUCCUCACGAAUCAUGGGAUACCUCAAGGAUCAGGGGAUUUGCCAAAUGCUUCUAACCCGUCUGAAUACAUAGUAGAACUAAAAAAAGGGAAGUAUCGUGUAUUAAUUUAGCCUUUUCAAGAAUGAAUUAUGUGAUUUAUUUUGAUUAAGGGAGGGGUACUUCCUCUCCUGUCUUCUACAGAUAACGACUAG
Molecule: messenger RNA, 1240 nt
Organism: Strongylocentrotus purpuratus (purple sea urchin)
Lineage: Eukaryota; Metazoa; Echinodermata; Echinoidea; Camarodonta; Strongylocentrotidae
Exons: 3
Coding region: 84-521 (145 amino acids)
Source: RefSeq, a predicted model, not a curated record